Carassius auratus (goldfish) is the source of this 3910-nucleotide messenger RNA. RefSeq names its product frizzled class receptor 6 (gene fzd6). NCBI's taxonomy places the organism in Eukaryota, Metazoa, Chordata, Actinopteri, Cypriniformes, Cyprinidae. The transcript is spliced from 7 exons. Gene Ontology annotation, biological process: non-canonical Wnt signaling pathway; canonical Wnt signaling pathway. Gene Ontology annotation, cellular component: plasma membrane. The coding region runs from base 284 to 2254 and encodes 656 amino acids. The record is from RefSeq and is a predicted model, not a curated record. Gene Ontology annotation, molecular function: Wnt-protein binding; Wnt receptor activity.
UUGUGCGCAUGCGCAAACGAAUUCCUUUUUUUCGGAAGGCAAAAACUCCGACAAGACUCCAGUAGAGAGAUUGUUUCUUUUCGGCCCAAGAGGAUCAUUUACGGAUAGAUGGACUUUGAAAAUAGAUUCACACAUGGAGAAUGAAGUACAGGACCUUGUAUGUCUAGUAAGACAUAAUAAAAUGGUGUAGAAGAACAAAAGAACAGAGUUAGUGCGUGUUUGUGGAGCUGUGCUGAUGACUCUGAGAUCUUUCUGAAUCAUCUGGGCUCAACUAGCGACGGUCAUGAAGUUCCUGUUGUUCUUCAGCAUCGGGUUCUUCAUGCUGGACUCUUGCAUGAGCCACACUUUGUUCACUUGCGAGCCUGUGCAUGUGCAGUGGUGCCACGGCAUGCCCUACAACUCCACAUUCUUCCCCAACAUCCUGGAGCACUACGACCAGGACAUCGCUGCAGAGAAGAUGAAGCAUUUCAUGCCUUUGGCCAGCCUGCGCUGUUCUCCUGACGUGCAUCUGUUCCUGUGCCAAGCUUUUGUUCCUGAGUGCAGGAAACACACGCAUGUCCUGCGUCCGUGCAGAGAGCUGUGUGAGCGUGUACUGUCUGACUGCAGCAGAGACAUGGUCACCUUCGGCAUCAGCUGGCCGUCUGAGCUGCAGUGUGACCGAUUGGAGUCAUGUCACGUUUCUCCAGACGGUUCUGUGGUUUCAGCUGUGGAAGUGACCACACCCAGAAGCUCUCUGUCCUCCGGUCGGGAUCUGGGUUUCUGGUGCCCCCUUCAGCUGAAGACUCAUCCUGGUCAAGGUGGAUCUUUCCUUGGGGCUCAAGACUGCGCUCCUCCGUGUGACUACAUGUACCUUAAACCGCAAGAAGUUCAGUUCGCCAAGACCUUCAUCGGCGUGUGUUCCAUUGUGUGCUUAUGUGCGACUCUUUUCACAUUUUUAACCUUCCUCAUUGAUGUGAAGCGUUUUCGUUACCCUGAGCGGCCAAUCAUCUUCUACUCCGUCUGCUACAGUUUUGUCUCUAUGGUCUAUUUUGUUGGUUUUCUGCUGGGUAAAGAAGCGGCCUGUAAUGAGCCGAGUCUGCCGGGCCGUGUGUGGACGGUUGUGUUGGGAGCCCAGAGUCGCGUCUGCUCGCUGCUCUUCAUGCUGCUGUAUUUCUUCUCCACUGCGGGAAUGGUGUGGUGGGUCGUGCUGACCAUCACCUGGUUUCUGGCCGCGGGGCCGAAGUGGAGCUGUGAAGCGAUAGAGAAGAAGGCGGUGUGGUUCCACACGGUGUCCUGGGGUCUCCCCGGAGUGCUCACUGUCGUGCUGCUGGUGCUCAAUAAGGUGGAGGGAGACGGCAUCAGCGGCGUGUGCUUCGUGGGCCUCUACGAUCUCACGGUCCUGCGCUGGUUUGUUGUGGCUCCACUGGCGAUCGCUGUGCUGGUCGGCCUCUCGCUGCUGCUCGCCGGCAUCAUGUCUCUGAACCGCGUGCGUCAGGUGAUCCAGCAUGAUGAGCAGAACCAGGAGAAGCUGAAGAAGUUCAUGAUCCGCAUCGGUGUGUUCAGCGGCCUGUACCUGCUGCCUCUGCUGGUGCUGCUCGGCUGCUAUCUGUACGAACAAGCCCACCGCAGCCGCUGGGAGAACAGCUGGAUCAGCCAGCACUGCCAGGAAUACAGCAUUCCCUGCUCCCGCCGCAGUAUUGAUGUGGAGCAGCCUGAGCUCACGCUGUUUCUCAUUAAAUAUCUGAUGACACUGGUUGUGGGAAUAUCAGCCGUGUUCUGGGUCAGCAGUAAGAAAACCUGCUCCGAAUGGGCAUCAUUCCUCAAGAGAACUCGCAAGAAAGAUCCCAUCAGUGAGAGUCGGCGCGUUCUGCAGGAGUCCUGCGAGUUCUUCCUCAAACACAACAGCCGUGUGCAGCACAAGUCCAAGCACUACAAGUCCUCCUCACACAAGCUGAAGGUCGUGUCAAAGUCCAUGGGCACCAGCACAGGCAUGCACACACCUGUCACCAGUAACCAUAGCAACACACCUGUCUCCACGGCAAUCCGCAAUCACUACAUUCCAAGCCAGAGCAUCUCUGAUCCACAUCGUUCCUCAGAGACGUCCGUUCAGGAGCACACUGAGCGCAUCAGACCAACAGCACCAGCUGAGAGACGCAGUAAAGCUGACAGUUCCAGUCGCAUCAGCAGCCACGCCGAAAGCUCACACAGGUUGACACCCAAAGAUGAUUUGCUGGAGGCUGACCAGAGUUCCGCCCACUGCACCAACGCCCAAUGAAAUCACAGGAUUGGCUUUGCAUCAGAAUGGAGCUUAAGGAGAGAGACUUCUAGCUAUGCCUUUAUCUCUCUCUGUGCAUUUGAAUUAUUGAAUCCGUUUCUCUGGAUGCUUUGUUUUAAUUCCUGUACACUACUGUAAAUAUGAGCUGCAUUACCAUUAUAACCCAAUGAUGAUUUUACUGACCGUAUCUAACUACAGUCAACAUGAAUCUAUCAGUUCUGUAGCAUUUUUGUAGGAACAAGAUUGCACACUUGUAAACUUCUCUAAGUGAUUCAUCACUGGAAUAGUCUUAACACUGACACUUCUGACCUGACUCUAUGAAUGAAAGCAAUUGAUUUAAUUCAGGACUCCGUCUUAGACUCAGAAUUUGCACAAGUGCUCAAACUGUAUGCCAAAAACACAUCCUAAGAGAAUAACCUAAUUAGACCGCAAGAAUGUUUAAAAAUAUUAGCUUUCUCUGCACUAGUAAAUUUAGUUUUCAAAUUAAAAUUAUGAAGAUUAAGGCUAUGUUCACACUUGGUGUCUUUUUGGAAGCUGCCUGAAUCUGUUUUACAUUAUAACCCUAUGGAGUAAACAGUGUUUGUCCUGAGCGCUUUUUAAAACGCCACCGCCGGAGUCUUUUCCUGCAGCUCAGAGCAUCUUUUCAAGUUGAAAAAAAGUUAAACUUUUCUGUAAAAAAAUAAAACACUACGUCAAGUGCCUUUUUGACAGCUGACCAAUGACAAGCGAGUGUCAACAACAAAAAAAAGAAAACGAAGAUAGCUGGUGGACAGACAGUACUACUUUCGGAGCACAAAGAGUUGAUAUGAGAACAAAAAAUGAGAACUUAAAUAUGCCGCAAACCGUGCAUUAUCCAACCUGAGCUCCUGGUCUAAAUUGUUGAAACCCCAUACAGUUUCCUUCCCCCGUAUAAUCUCGUGCUCCAACAAACAUCAUUGUGAACCGACAGUACCCUCCCUGUUAACUUCAAAAGUCAACAUUUCUGCAGCACACAGUGUUAGGCUACCAUUGCAGCUGUUGUUAUGACAACAAAAGACGCCGUUGGUUUCUAUUUGUAACCAAAAAUGCUACCAGCUUUUUAUUUUACUAAAAAAAUACUCUUGCCAACUUUUACUUUUCAAAAAAGGUGCCAAGUGUGAACACGCCCCAAGGCAUUUAACAUUUCAGUUGUAUCUCAGCUUUUCUUUAAAAAAAAAAAAACUGCUAAAAUGGCUUUUUUAACAUAUGUAAUGUGUACAGAUUGUAGACAGGAAACCGCCUUUUACUUUUUCUAAAAUACCAUAUCUUUACACAUUUAUAUUUAUGUGCCAUUGUAAAGACUGUAGUCUCUUCUUCACAUCUUGUUUUCAGCAGUGUUAAAUUCAAUGUGGUGUCUAUUGAUGUUCAUUAUGAUGCCAGUUGGGUUUUUUUAACCUUGUGUUGUUACCAAAGUACUUGUAUCUAUCAAGUUCAUCUUACAGUAAAUAAAAGUACCUUGGGUGGAGGAUGGAAUAAGUCGGUUAAUAGAUUUGUAUUAUCAUUAUAUUAUCAAUUGCAUAUUGUGUAAUGAAUUUAGUAGAUGAAGUACUGCUGUAUCUGUCUGUCGAUCAUAGAGUUUAUUAUACAUGUUCAUAAUGCAAGGCUUCUCUUAAAAUAAAGUCCAUAUAAAACAAUCAA